GAUGAUGACCCCAUGCCACCCUCAGGGAACCCCUCAAUGUUACUCAGCCUGGUGAAGGACACAAAGGCGUCAGAGCCGACUGUCAUCUUUGACCUGGUGUGGUUCUCUUUGAGUAUUGGGUACUAUGGCCUGUCCCUGAACACAUCCCGGCUUCAUGCUAACCCCUACAUCAGCUGCUUCCUCUCAGCAGCUGCAGAGGUCCCAGCCUACACGUCCUGCUGGCUGAUUCUGCACUACCUUCACUGGGGAUUCAUGCUGAGACUCCACUGCAAGAGGAACAAACUGGUGCGAGAGCUGGAGGAGAUGGUCCGUCUGGCCACAUCCCUGCAUACUCAACUCAAAGGGCUGUCGGCCAGCACCCUGUCCUGCUCGUCGGGCAGCAGUCGGGGGUCUCUGACCUCCAGCCGCUGCUCGCUGGCCACCACCUCCAGCCUUGGCUCCUCCUCGUCCCUCAGCUUCACCGACAUCUACCUGGAGCAGCCCGAGCUGGCCGACCCGGACUUCCAGAACAAGCUGGACAGCCUGCUGCAGGAGGGGGGGCAGGGGGGCUACCGGCCCUCCAGCUCCAUAACCACCAUCCACGAACACGAGGUGGUAACAGGAUCCGGAGAGACGCCUGAGGUCAGAGCAGGUGAGGUGGGAGGGGGUCCCGCUGGAGGAGGCGUGGCGGGGGAGUCGGGGUCGUCCAGGAUCCAGGCCCUCAGACUGUCUGAGACCCCCCGCUCCAUGAGCUCUUUGUCCCCCCGCUCCUCCCUGUCCUCUCUGUCUCCGCCCUGCUCGCCCCUGGUAACGGACACUAGCUUCCUGUCCGGAGAGACGUUCGCGGGCCAGGCGGGGCCGGGGGGGCUGAGCCUGGAUCUGGAGCUCCACAGCAGGCUGGCAGAGCUGGAACUCAGUCUGGACUCUCAGGAGCAGAGGCAGGAGGAGAGGGGGGGGCCGGAGGAGACGCAGAACCACAACACCACACUGGGCGAGGAGGUCAAAGACUUGGCCCCCGAGCUUCAAGGGACGGGUGCGGGGCCAAAGAAGAUGGGCGUGACCUCAGCGGUGUCUGACGAGUCAGUGGCCGGAGACAGCGGCGUGUACGAGCCCUCGGAGCGCAGGCCGGGCCUCCCUGCUGAGCUGCUCCUCGGCUCCUACGACGAGCGGCUGGCCCUCGGCUGCUCUCAGGUGCAGCUGGGCUUCCGCUACGAGUCCAGAGACCAACGCUUCACCAUCUACGUCAUGCAGCUCUCCAACUGCAGCGCCCUCUGUCUGCCCGCUGACCAGAAAAUAUAUGUGCGUGCGGUUGUGCUGCCGUGCGCGGAGGCGUCCCGCUGCCUCUUCAGGACACGCGGCUCUCUGCCACAGGACGUGGUGGAAGUCAACGAGGUGUUCGGCAUGCAGAUAUCCCACAGUGCUUUGCGGCAGAAGACACUGAGGGUUGACAUCUGCAACACCAGCAAGUCGGGCCAUGAAGAGUGUCUGGCGGGAGCCCAGAUCAGCCUCGCUGAUGUCAGCUGUUCGGAGGAGAAAUGCACCAAGUGGUACAACCUGCUGAGUCGCGCCUACAUGCCUGAGAUCAGCAGCAAGGACAAAGAGAGCCGAGCGGCCGGCAGCACUGACAGGCCUCGUGUUUCCAAGAGUGACAGAGUGGGAGCUCCUGAGGACGAUGAAUGGCAUGGUGACCCCCUGGACAUCUUUGACGAUGAAGAAAGAAAUGGCGUGGGGGGGGUGGGGCCUGAAGAGGAAGAGUUUUAUCCUGAGAGCAGCCAAUGGGAAGCAGAGGAAGAGGAAGUGGCGGUGAAGGAGAUCAAACCUCCUCCUUAUCGUGCGCCAGUCAUCACAGAAAAGGUGAACAAAGAGACGAGCAUGGACAACUUGUCCCACCACAGCUCGGUGGUCCGACCUAAGGAGCGCCGGCCAGACGUCCACCAGCAGAACCCCUUCAUGAGGGGCAACACCAUCAUCCGCUCCAAGACCUUCUCCCCCGGACCCCAGAGCCAGUACAUCUGCAGGAUAAAUCGCAGUGACAGCGACAGCUCCACCCUCUCCAAGAAGUCUCCGUUUGUCAGGAACGCCUCGGAGAGAAGAAGCAUGCGCAUGAAGAAGCCCCCGGUGCCGGUGAAGGGUCUGGACGGCCUGCUGAGGACGUCCCUGGACCUGGAGCUGGACCUGCAGGUGUCGCGGACACGGCAGACGCGGCUGGCUCAGGAGCUGCGGGUGCUGCGGGAGCUGAAGACGCAGCUGGAGACGGCCAGGCAGCGCGGCCAGAGGGAGCUGCCCGCCUGGGUGCAGGAGGACGAGCGCUUCCGCAUCCUCCUGAGGCAGGCCGAGAAGCAGACUUGUGAGGAGCAGCUACACGAGAAGCGGGUGGAGAAGAUGAUGAGAGCGGCAGCCAAGGACGUCCACAAGAUCAGAGGCCAGAGCCGGAAGGAGGUCCCCGAGGUGCAGACCUUCAGAGAGAAGAUGGCGUUCUUCACUCGAGCGAAGAGCAACAUCCCUGACCUGCCGGCUGACGACGUGUAGAGAAGCAUUUCAAAGUAUUUCCUCCUCGAGUCUCAACCUGCUGUUCCCAUUCAAAUGAAGCAAAUGUUUGGCGGUGUUAUGAAGAAUUUAAACAAACAAUAUUAAUAAUGUGUUUAGUAGAGAAAACACUCAAAACCGUGAAGAAACACAUUUUUAAAGAGCUCAGCAUUUCUAAUGUGGAUAGUCUAUGUUUGUAAAUUAGUGAUAGCACACGAGCGUUUCUUUUUUUAAUUAUUAUGUCACUCUGUUCCACUUUGAUUUGUGUUUCUGUUACUAACAGGCUGUUUAUAGGUGUGUAACAUCAUUCCAGCACAACGUCACAAAGCUGCAUAUAUGCAUACACAGAGUUUUGUACUGAAAAGACAUAUUUAGACACGAACAUAUAUAAAUGUAUAUUGACAGCACAAAACAAUGGUACUAAAGCUGAUGAUAAAUAACAGAAAUGAAUAUCUUAAUUUAAGAGAUAUGUAACAUUGAUUUUCAAGCAAUGUGUUUUUGUUUUUUUAAACUAUAGACAGCACAUAUGUUUGUAUAUAAUCCUCAUCAGCAUGCAUCAUUUACAACACACACAGCGAGUCUUUGAUUUACAAACGUUACCAAAUGAACUGGAUUUGAUCAUUUAGGAGGCGACAUUCUUCUCAUUUUAGGUCGAAAGUUAAACGAUUGUCUCUCACCAGUUACACUCAGCAAAGUGUAGAAACAGCACUAACUCUCACUAUCACUCAGGUAGUUGAUCGGAUAGUCCGCACUUUAAGAAACUUGAGAUACAAGUUCAAAAAGAAAGGAAAAAAAGUGGGUUUUUGGAAAAAUCUAUAAAAUCCAAAAACCUUUGCCUCGAAUGCGCUGGAAUGAUUGUUAAAUGUUGAAGCACACAAAGAUUGUCAGACAGGAAGAUCAGAUGUAUUUUUGAAGACUGUGAACUAAAAGAGUUUUAAUUUCAGACUUCCCUUCCCUCUAACUGGAUGUUUUGGAUACGCUCUGUAUCUAAAGUCGCUCUCAUGCCUCUUACAACUGGAUGUUCUGCAGCUGAUAUGUAAAAUGUAAGCAUGGUGUCCCAGCAUUACUGAACACAUCAAUUCCAUCCUUGUAUCUUUAAACUAGCUAUGGUUUCAAAGACUAUGUAUUGUUAUGCUGCCCCCAAGAGGCCAAAAAAAAUGCAGGUUUUUAAUUCCUACUUCCUGUUUCCUGCUCUUCAACUGACCCAAAAUAAUUGUCAGAAGAUAAAACAACAUGUUUAAUUGCAGGAGGUUUGCCUAAAUCAAACCACCCUUGUGAGGAAUGUCGAAAUACAGGUUUUAAGGUUUUCUUACGUUUUUCGAUUUAAGUUAAAUUCACCACAAAAACCAGAUAGUCUUAUUUAUCAAUAAACAGGUUCAUGUUCAAGUAACCUUAUUUUUUUUUUUUAGCACUGCUAGUAUUUCUGCUUUCCUGUGGGUGCAAAAUGUAAAAAGAAUAUUCUGAAACAAUUGGAUUUAGAAUUAAAUAUAAAUAGAUAAUGGGUUAAAGUGUCACUUCAGGUAUUAAAACUGUCUAAAAUAUAACAAAUGUCCUAAUUAUAGAAGAUAAUGACAUGCUAAUUUGGACAAGGGUCUAAUUUGGAGUUCCAACUUCAUCUGUUCAUCAUGCUGUUAUAUUUUCACACUUGCAUAGUAACAUGUGUUGGCUAUCAGAGGAGACGGAUAUUCCUCUCGAUGCUUUGAGUGCAGAACGUCUUUUAUCGGUACGUGCAGAGCAGCUCUUAAUCCUCAACUCUGGCAUGAAGUCAGUUCACUGUUUGUGCUCUGGUGAUGUGAUUUCUAUUCAGCUCAGUGACAACUUACGAUGUCUAACUCUGUUUCCAAGGCAACCGGAUUAUAAAUCAGCAGCAGACCUCGACUAUUGUUUGGUGGCCCUUUGUGUUUGUACCUGAACGAUGAGCAGCUGUUGGCGCUUUAUUCAACAUUUCAAUGGUGCUAAAACAAAACUCCUAUGGUGAUAAAUCACUUGUUUUUUGUUGACAUAUUUUAAUAUUUGAAAUCUUUGCUCAUAUAGAAGACAUGACUCUUAUGUAUUUUAAGCAGAUUUGAUAUUUAUGAGGAAGAAACCCCACUCCAAAAUUAGUAGAAUGCACCUACUGGCACUAAAUCAUUUCACAUUUUGAAUAUGAUGGAUUGAAAAACAAAGUCAGUUCAGUUUUAAUUUUGUAGCACUAAAUCAUUGGCACUCAAAUUACAAAGCAGUUGAUGGAGGACCAAAAAACAUUUAAAAAAUAUCAAAGAAAGUCGGACAACAUUGUAGAGCAGCAAAUCGGAUCAGGAAUAAUAAAGAGUGACAAAAACAAGGAUUUUUACUUUUAUAAAAGUGGCAAAAUCAUGUGUUUUUUACGCACUCUUGGGGUUAUAUCAUUGACAGGACUUCAGUCUUAAAGUGGACCUGAAGUUUCUUAACCUGUGACUUUUGGAACAAUUGACUCGCAGACUUUCAGCGCUGUUAUGCUCAGUGUUCCUCUCCUGCUGGGUCACCAUGCUCUUCAUGUGUUGGUACCUUAGGUGCUUUGUAUAAGUAUCCACCACAUGGCGCAAUCCUUCAUUAUCAUGUCUCAAUUCUCGGUGUAAACAGGAAUGUCGCUGAAGAAAACCUCUGCCGCUGUCAUUCCAGAUGUGUCUCUGUUUCACUGUUUGUAGUUAAACAGCAGCUCAUAACAUGCUUGAAUAAUAGAUCAGAUCCAGCAAAGACCUUAAACCUUUUGUCUCUUGGUUUAUGUGUAUGUUUAACACCAACGGAGGGAAUUGAUUUUUCUUGUUGGCUCUUUCCACCUUCUGUCCGUUUCCCCAUCAUCCCCCUCCAAUCCUUAAGUGUAUCUCCCAAAAGUCCCAACAAUUUAAAUCAGCCUCGUUUCUGAUAAUUACACAUUGUAAUAGUUUUUAAUCCACAA
Messenger RNA from Notothenia coriiceps (black rockcod), 5422 nucleotides. It is a transcript of the gene wwc1, whose product is annotated as WW and C2 domain containing 1. Gene Ontology annotation, biological process: cell migration; regulation of hippo signaling; negative regulation of organ growth. The transcript is spliced from 17 exons. The record is from RefSeq and is a predicted model, not a curated record. Gene Ontology annotation, molecular function: kinase binding; molecular adaptor activity. NCBI's taxonomy places the organism in Eukaryota, Metazoa, Chordata, Actinopteri, Perciformes, Nototheniidae. Gene Ontology annotation, cellular component: cytoplasm. The annotation marks the transcript as partial.